This is a messenger RNA of Pelmatolapia mariae (spotted tilapia), 6823 nucleotides long. RefSeq names its product solute carrier family 41 member 3 (gene slc41a3). Gene Ontology annotation, cellular component: plasma membrane. The coding region runs from base 1034 to 2383 and encodes 449 amino acids. Gene Ontology annotation, molecular function: monoatomic cation transmembrane transporter activity. Lineage: Eukaryota; Metazoa; Chordata; Actinopteri; Cichliformes; Cichlidae. Gene Ontology annotation, biological process: monoatomic cation transport. The record is from RefSeq and is a predicted model, not a curated record. The transcript is spliced from 10 exons.
GUGCUGCAUCUCAUCUGUGGAUCUCCUAUUGACAUCACAGAGCUCACCUCGCCAAAUAAUAGAUUAGGCUGGUAUAUCAAAGAUAUAAAGUCUUCCUCCUGCUUCUAAACUCUCAAGACCUUUUGGACUGUUCUUCAUCUUUUUGCUCCUGUCACUCAUUCAGCUGUCACUCCGAGCUCUGCCUUCACAAGAUACAGCUGUGCCUUUUACACUGGAGGUCAAGUAGAAGCUGGAUCAACUGAGGACUCCAUCCAACAAACACCAAACUCAACUAGAGGAUUUAUUUGACUCUAGAGUUGUUCAGGACAACUGGAGGACCACUGAGCUAUUCAGCAUUAAUUUACUGGCGUAAACCAGUCUUAUUAUUAAUGUUAGUUUUUGCAGGUUGCGAGGUAAACUUAAGACUUUGACUGCAGAUGUGGCUCAUCUGUGCUUGUGGAACAUUUUGACUGAUGAAUCAGAAAUCGUGUUAAUGAUUGUUUUUCCCCAGAGGUGCUGACAAAUGGAUACCUCAUCACUGCUGACUCACCACUGGUCCAAAGAUGCCAUGCUCCAGCUCCCUGAAGUUGGAGUUAAAGCUUUUAAAUUUGAUUCUGCCUGGGAAAACAUAUCAUUGAUUGGAAGGAAUGGAAACAUGACGAAUGUCUCGCUUGCUUGAAUAGAUAUCGGAUCUCCAGUUUGGUUCAAAGGGAUGCUGAAUGUUUAUCUUGUGUACUGCCAAGAAUGAUGCAAGAAGUAGCUGUCAUCUUUGGGUCAUCCCUUGAGAGCAGAACAUAUAUAUGCUCCCAAAUGCUGCCUCUCAUUUCUUCAGGAAGAGCCUUAGGAACUGCUUGAAACAUUUCCCCUGUUUUAAACCAAGGACAAACUCAUUGAUUAAUUUCGUCUUUGGUAUUUCACUUCCUUACUUUAUUUUGACCCCUCAGACCUUUUUUAUUUUUAAUCCGAGUUUUUUUUUUUCCUUUGGAAUGAAGUUACACUUACCAUGGGAUAACUAAACAUCAAACUAAGUGCUUUGAUUAAUCCCCUGUGCAACAUGGUUGUGACUCGUCUGGAGUUAGAGCUACGCUACCAAGGCAAGAAGUUACGUGGCGUGACCUGGAAGCUGACUCGAUCAGAACAUGGUUUCCUACCAGAGAGCUCUUGGCUCAUUGGGGCGCAGGUUAUCGUGCCAUACCUCAUAUCAGGACUUGGAAUGGUCUCCGCGGGUAUCGUUAUGGACCUUAUUCAACACUGGGAGGUGUUUAAGGUGAUCACAGAAGUUUUCAUCCUGGUUCCAGCUCUGGUUGGACUCAAAGGAAACCUGGAGAUGACCUUGGCUGCUCGCCUCUCUACCGCUGCUAACACAGGCCAAAUGGAUGACCCUGAUAAACAAUGGACCAUGGUGUGCAGCAAUCUGGCACUUAUUCAGGUCCAGGCCACAGUGGUAGGAUUCCUCGCCGCAGUGGCAGCAAUUUGUUUAGGGGCGAUUUCCAGAGGAGGCAUUGAACUGGAACAAGCAGCUGUCCUGUGCGCCAGCAGUAUCACCACCGCCUUUGUAGCUGCUCUGUCUUUAGGUCUGGUGAUGAUUGGAGUGAUCAUCGGCUCGAGGAAAGUGGGAAUCAACCCUGACAAUGUGGCCACUCCCAUUGCUGCGAGUCUGGGGGAUUUGAUCACCCUGUCCCUGCUGGCUGGGGUCAGCAGUGCGCUCUAUGAGUAUAAAGACAUAUGGUACCUGUCACCUAUGGUGUGUCUGGUCUUUCUCUGUCUCAUCCCGGUCUGGGUGUUGGUGGCCCGACAAAGCCCUCAGAUCAGAGAGGUUCUCCGUUCAGGAUGGCAGCCCGUAAUAGUGGCCAUGUCCAUUAGCAGCUUUGGAGGCCUUAUACUGGACAAGACAGUGAGUGAUCCCAACUUCGAGGGUAUGGCUAUCUUCACUCCUGUCAUUAAUGGAGUGGGUGGCAACUUGGUAGCCAUCCAGGCCAGCAGGAUCUCUACCUAUCUGCACUUUUGGAGCAUCCCAGGGGUGCUACCCUACAAGAUGAGGCAGCACUGGCCCAAUCCCUGCAUCACCUUCUUCUCCUCAGGGGUCAACUCGAAGUCAGCACGGGUGCUGCUGAUGCUGGUUAUACCCGGUCACCUGGUCUUCCUUUACGCCAUCUCUCUGCUACAAGGAGAGGAGGCACCUAUCACCAUAGCCUUCACUGUCUGCUACCUGUGUGCUGCUCUGCUACAGGUGGCUAUCCUCCUUUAUGUUGCUGACCUAAUUGUCCGUUUGAUGUGGAGACGGAGUCUGGACCCUGACAACUUCUCCAUCCCGUACCUGACAGCCCUGGGAGACCUGCUAGGCACUGGUUUCCUGGCUCUCUGUUUCCGCUGCGUGUCAGUGGUUCAAAGCCUGGGUCUAUAAACGGAUUUUUUUUCCAUUAAGAACUGAACUCUUAGCCUGCCACCAUCAUAUUGAACCCAAUUUUGUUGCAUUAACAAAAAUGCUUUUGAUUGGACAAUAAAGCAUUUUUGGAUCUUUCUCACUGCGCCUGAGAAAUCCGUAUUUGUCACAAAUUCAAACCUUUACACUGAUGGGAGGUACAGCACUGGUGACAUCCACCCAUUUACAUCCAUCCAUCUGGAUAGGUUAUUCUGCUUGGACACAUCCACUUUAAGCCUAGCAACCAAUCAAUCUUUUUUUUUUUUUUUUUUUUUGCCUAGCCAAAAUGAUGUCCUUCAGAACAUGUAGUGCAUUAUUUUGAAUUAAUGUUGACUGUCAUUCCUCUGUUUCUUGGUCCUUAUGUGGUUACCCUGCGUGGAAUAUGUAGCAACUUAUCAUAGUGGCAUGACGGCAAGAUUUUGUUUUGUCUUUUUAAAUCUAAGGGAUAGAACAGACUUAAAGCAGCCCGUGUUUGGGUGCACUGCACUAUGCAUUGAUUUUGGAGGAUAGAGAGGAUGAUAUAUGUCACCGUAUAAAUGACAUAUCUCAUACACUAACUCAGCAGUCCCCAACCCCCGGGCCACCGACUGGAAUCGUUUGGUACGGGCCGCGUGAGUUGAGGCUCAGGUGUGAAAUGUAUCGUUAACUCAGUGUCCUUGGGUCUUUUCCCAUGUUUUAAUUGUGAGACUUAUUUUCAAAGAAAUAUUUAUGCGUUACCAUAGCGACCAGAGAGCAUUAAGGGGCAGAGAGGAGGAUGUUACUCUCAAUGUUGUUGGCCCAUUUCAGGAGGAUGCUGCUAAUAAAGUUACACAAUUACACAGUGAAUUCGCGUUUAUUAUUAUAUUUACAAAAUACCAUGGUUUUUGUCUUGGUCAUAUCAUUUUAUUUUGUUGUAUUUAUCUGCGACACCUUAAAGGCCGAUCCGUGAAAACAUUGUCUGACACUAAACUGGUCCGUGGCACCAAAAAGGUUGGGGACCGCUGCACUAACUGGAAUAUAAAAUAAUGGGGAAUGUUCUCAUGAUAAACUUCUUAUCUCUAUCAUAAUCCACAGAAUGUACUUUACAAGGAUUCUAACAACCAAAAUAGACACCAGUCUUUGUGCUGAUUUAUAAUGUUGAGAUACUGAGACAGAUGGACGGACAGAAAUAAUAACUGUUAAAUGUUUGACAUCUGUAAAUCCUUUUUUUCUCUUGUCCACAAUGCACAGCGCUCUCCUGAAUAUCUAAUGUUCAGAUUAUGUAGAGCUUCAUGUCGGACAUUCACUAGAUAAAUGUACAGUAUCGUUAGCGUGCACAUUAGGUCAAUAAGCUAAUGAUUACGAGCAAGUAGAUUGUUGUUCAGAUUUCACAUCAUACUAGAAAUUGUAAAAAAUGUGGGAGGAAAAUGUGUUUCUAAACACCGAAGCGUGAAAAUGUGUGUGCACCUCUCACCUUGUGCGUCAUGAUCUCAACGUUCAGAAAGCGUUCUGCAAUAUUUUGAUAGUUGUGAACUUUGUGCUGCCACAUGAUGAUUUUAAAAAACCAGACAGAUGCAGAAGAUUUAUUCAGCUGUGGAGCUGCCUCUGGAAUUCUCUCACUACUUGAUAUUACAUCCCUUUAAUGGAGGGUCAACAAAGCCUUACUAUUCAUAGUGAUCAUUUUUCAGAACCAGAAGACCUCAUCAUUACAGCAGUGAGUGCAUACUUAUUUUGUCUGUUAUGGAAAGUCUUUGCACAUAUUGGACUUUAAGGUUUUAGCUCAGCUCUUGACCAAAUCCAUAACUUACCUUUAACCCCAGUUCUUGGUCAUAGUCUGUCUUGAUAUCCUUGAUUUUCUUUGUCUUGUCUUAAAACCCCAAAAUAGUAGAGUUCAGAAAUAUCCCACUCUUGUGGACACGCUGGUAGAAUUUGCAUCUGGUGUCACAUUCUGCCUGUGUUCACUGUGCCCCUUUUUAAUUCACGUAACAGUUAAAGUCAUGUUUAAGCUGCUUUAUAUUCAGACUUUGCACAUUCAAAUGUUUAAUAAAACACAAAGGAUAGAAUCGGUAAAAGUUCAUGACAGCAUUUGGGUGACCAAAUCAGACUGGCCUAAACUAUGUCCUCGUCUUUCUGUUUGAGUUUACAUGAUGUCUCAAAAUAACACUGAAACACGAAUGUGUGCACUCAUUAAACACAAGGAGAGUUUCUCAUUUUUCACGUGCAUGCACUUUUCGAGUAAGCCUCAAACAUCAACGCGUUUCUGUCAACAACCCGUCUUCUCAGUGAACAUUUAUGUGCGGUACUGCAGUGUUAAUAGGUCUUUGCUUAAAGCUUUUAUUGUAACACUGUUAAGCACUAGAUGCAUAAGAACAAUAGACGUGUACUACUUGAAUCCCAGGUUAGUCAUCUGAGAUUAGUGUAUUAACUGUGAUACUGUGAGAUUUAGACCACAGCUAAGGUUGUGUUGUACCAGCACAUAAGUGAGUCUUAACCAGUGUGGGUGAAGGGGCUGGAUGAUACAAUUUAAAAUUUGUCAUUCGCAUAACAAUUAAGGUUAAUAUGACAAUUUUAGGAAAUUAGUUAUUUAGACUAUUGUGAUUGUUUGACUGUGGAUUGUUUGCUGUUUGAAUUUUUGACGGUGAUCCAAAUUAGAUGCACAUUUAAUUUGAAACUGUUAAAAGGAAAAGUUUAGUGUUUUAAUAAAUUAUUAUUUUCAACUGCCAUUUCUAAAAAUGCAAGUAACUAAAUUACUCUGAGUAAAAUAUUUGGAUAAGAAGGCCAAUAAAUGGAUGUUGCUGGUAAAGCCAGAGUUGUUGUAGUAGUCCCCCCCCCCCCUUCUUUCAUGUUCACAUGGACGACAUAUAAAAUGAUGUUCUUCUACUCUACAGUAGGUGGCGUGAUGUCUGCCAGGUUAUAACAAAUUAGAGGGUAUUUGCAUUGGGCCUCACUUAAUGGUUACCCUGCAACUACAAAAUGUUCUGAUCCAAAGUGGAGUCUCGCAUACCUGCAGACCACUACACCAAAUGGUUAAAAGAGAACAAUCACAGAUAAAAACAUGGGAACAUUACUUGAGCAUUUAAUUUGGUAAUUUUAUAAACAUGGACCCAAGUUCUAGUGAUGGCGAUAGCUUGCUCACAGUGCUGCCUUUUAUCCCAGUUAAAUGCUUAAACUGUAAAAUGGAAAAAACUAACUAUUUAUCUAUGUCAAAGGCAGUCACUGUAAUAUGAACUUUAAAUGGUGAAACACUCUUUACCUUAAAACUAGCAUAACCUUAUGCUAGUAUAGCUCCCUAGCUCAAUAGAGCUAUAUGUAUAAGGUAUAGAAUAAGUUUAACUGGCUUAGGUAAGCUAACACCUGCUAAUUACAGCUAAACCUUUAAAGUGAAGCAAUGGUAGCAGUUUAGCUAAUUGUUAAAGAUAGCUAAACACGUGCUUGCUUUAAACUUUAGAAUGAUAACUAUUUACCCUAGCACUAACAUAACCUAAGGCCCUAGUCACACAGUCUGCAACCAUCUGGCAACAACCAAACGUGUAUUCUCUGAUCAGUUGUGAAUUGCUGUGAGAAGUCACUGUGACGUUGCUUGCUCAGCUCAUUUCAUACGGGCCUAGAGACCAGUCAGUAACUGGCAGUGUGCAUUCGACUGGCAACUGGUUUCUCUGUAUUGUGUGCAGUCACGAGCAUGAAAAUGAUUGCAGAAAGGUAUAUGGUACUGCACCAAAAACCUCCUUGUAAUUGCUUUAGUCACUAGCAGACUGCUGCCUAGCAGACUGCUGACUUUUAAAAACUAUUCGAAAAGUGGUAGUGAAACUGGGAAGACAGGGUUGUCCAUGAGUCUCUAGGCUUGUGUGAGUGAGGCCUAAAAAUCUACAAGCUAUAAACAAUGAAAACGAACAUUAACUGCUAAUUCAAUACCUGCUAGCUAUUAGCUCAACUUAGCUUACUGCUAAGUGGCUUUUAAUUGAGAGUGGUCAGUCUUUGCAUCUAGCUUUUUGCAAGAAAGCAAACCUCUAUUUUAUUUAUUUCUUUUUUAGUGUAUCAUCCAGCCCUAUUGGACAGUAUGGAGUGCAACUGGAACAAAAACAUCUGACUGCAAACUUGCACUGUGUUUUAUUAGUAGUCUGAAGUUGCCUUGAAAGCAAAAAUGUCAACCAUGUUGUAACUAAAAUCUCACCUACAAGCAUCUCAAUGUUAAAAAAAAAAAACAGAAUCUGUAUUUAAAUGUUGCAACAGUUCUUUCUCUUUAGCUUUAUCUUUGUCAGAGCUUGUACUGUACUUCAGUGUUGACACUGCCACGUUAUGACGUUAGGGCCUUUUUAAAGUUUUCUAAUCUUGCUGUGUUCAGUUCUUCAAGCUUCCAUACCUACAUUGUGCUGUCUUAUGUGUCUGGAGAUUAAAGCAAAAUUGUUGGUGAGUGUUAAUGUGACUUUGUGGCUAUGAACAGUUCUAUUUUAAUAAAAAACUAAC